Messenger RNA from Athalia rosae (coleseed sawfly), 1616 nucleotides. It is a transcript of the gene mtTFB2, whose product is annotated as dimethyladenosine transferase 2, mitochondrial. The transcript has 3 exons. Gene Ontology annotation, cellular component: mitochondrial matrix. Gene Ontology annotation, molecular function: rRNA (adenine-N6,N6-)-dimethyltransferase activity; mitochondrial transcription factor activity. NCBI's taxonomy places the organism in Eukaryota, Metazoa, Arthropoda, Insecta, Hymenoptera, Athaliidae. The record is from RefSeq and is a predicted model, not a curated record. Gene Ontology annotation, biological process: rRNA methylation; transcription initiation at mitochondrial promoter. Bases 153 to 1418 code for a protein of 421 amino acids.
UGGGGCUAGAUGUAUGGAGUACAGCAGUAGUGCUGUGACCACGUGUUGUAUCACGGAACGAGUGAGUUGGAAGUUGCGUUAUUUUUCCGAGGCAUUUUCCACAAAGAGACGAAGUUGGUAGAUGUUGAGUAAUAAAACGAUUUCGAGGUUCAAUGAUCGGAGUCGUGUCCAAAGUUGGUUUAUCAUUAUGUCGGAGAUACGUAACCUCAACUACAACCUCGAUUUUGACAGAUAGUAACCUGAACGCGACGAUCAUCGAGUCGAAUGACGCUACGAAUUUGAAUCCAACAGAAAACAUCGGUAUCGAAAAUAUCGAUGGUGGGUCCACGGACGUUAAAAACAAAAUUCUCAAACACAUUGAGAGUGGAAAAUUGUCAGAAUACAUAAAUGCUGUACCAAAACGAUUACUGAGCAGGAAGACAAAGACAAAGGAGUUGUAUUUGAUGCACGACGAUGCAGCUAAAAAGAUCUUUGACCUGAUCAAAGAUUCCUUACUAAGUGACCCUCACAAUGUCAUCGAAGCAAACGCAGGGAUUGGUCUGAUAACUGAAAAACUUUUAGACGCGGGCCUUCCACAUAUCACAGUACUAGAGCCUCAGGAUUGCUUCAUCAAAGUUCUCGAAGAUUUAAGAGAUAAAUAUCCGUCUAGAGUGUCAAUUCUUCAAGCUGAUUUAUUGAAUAUAUGGAGAUUCAUGUAUCAAGAUAAACAUGAUGAAGGGAAUAGGCUCGCUCGAUUUCUUUCAGGUUUUAACACAGCCAAGUGGGGGGCUGAGUUGGGAAUACAAAUUAUCGGAAUCCUACCAGAUUUGAAUGUUCUUAGGAGAUUGAUACUGGAUGUUGUCAGACAAUCUGGCAUUGUAUCUUAUGGAAGACCUCGUUUCUAUGUUUGUGUCCCACCAUCAACUUUGCGGAAAUUAACAUCCCACAAAGGCUUCGGCUUUCACAAUUAUCGGGGAGUAUCUGUCCUGUUUCAAGUGUUAUUUGACUUUGAAAUACUAGGCGAAAUUCCAAGAAAGUCACUUCUGCCGUGGCUUCCAGAAUUUAGCAGAAAUACAGUUGCAAAACUAUCGCCAAACCAGAGGUUGGAUCUAGACAAUUGGAACAUUGUCCGAAUCGAAGGAAAAAAAAACCUCUUUGAUGAAGUUAUUGAUGAAAAACAUCUAAAACCUUUGUGGUAUUUUUUGAAUCAACAUAUGGUGGCAAGAAGGGCACGAGUUAUAGCACAUAUGGAGACCUGGGAACCAGGUUGUGGGCCUAAUCUGAUCAUGAAAGACUAUGACAUUUUUACUCAAUUCGGAGAUUUGAAACCUCACCAAAUACUGGAGCUCUUCAAGGAGUUUACCACUUGGGAGGGAUAUUCAUCGUUUUUACAAUCAUUGGACAACAGUCCAGAAAAGAUGGAUAUCCUCGUAUCCUGAAUUUACAUCCAACACCUACGUACACACGAAGCCAUGUGGAAGUCGGUGAUUUGGAAAAAUUUGCUUACGGAUAGAGCUUAUCCAAAUCAGAAACUUCUACUAAGCCGAGUAUACAUAUGCAUCGUGAAAGUUAAUCUAGUUCCUUUGAAGCAGAAAAUGAAAAUGUCAAUAAAUCUAUCCAUCUGUUUUACACUCGAA